Molecule: messenger RNA, 1566 nt
Organism: Kwoniella shivajii
Lineage: Eukaryota; Fungi; Basidiomycota; Tremellomycetes; Tremellales; Cryptococcaceae
Exons: 2
Coding region: 1-1566 (521 amino acids)
Source: RefSeq, a predicted model, not a curated record
AUGAUGAUCUCUCCCAUUUCCAUCUCUUUCGAACAAGCUACACCACAUCUUAGCGAUGCUAAAUGCAGGUCCAACUCCACGGUCUAUCCUCGAUCAGUAUUGUUAUCCCUAGCUACUGGUCCUUCGAACAAUAUCGCUCCUCAACCAAGGAGGUUAUCAUCUUUCACUCCUAUUUUAAGAUGUCCAAUCACCCCUUCUUCUUCUUCUUUCAUUUUGCAUAGUGAUUAUUUCAUACUGGAUGGUGAACCGAUUUCGAAAGACUUGCCUAUUCCCCCUAAUUCCGAUGAGUAUGGUGGGAUCCGACAUCCUUGCGAUAUAUCAACGAGGGAUAAUACAUCUUUCGAUUCACAACCUUUCUCUGAUUCACAGCUUGGUAUUAGAUCUGGAUCUAUAUCAAGAUCUAUAUCUAGAUCAAUUCCCGAAUUACCAGUCUUACUUGAUUUCAAUAACCCCUUUGCGGUUGCCAAUCAAGAGACACCCUCUGAAUUGAUUGGAGAGAUCAAAACAUCUCCUACACCACUCGGGACUCCCUCUUCAUCCAAUGAAAAAAUCAACGAAUCAGAAUUAGUAGUCAAGCCUAUUCCAAUACCAAUACCUAUACCUAUAUCUACUGCAUCAGGUUCAGGAAUAAACACGAAUGUGAAUAUGAAUAUGACUAUGACUAUGAAAAUUGGUUCAGGUCCAUUACAUCGUAAAUUAUCCUCACCAUUCCCGUCACCUCCUCCCCGACUUCAAGAACACGAAAACAAUUUCCCUUCUUCAGUGAACUCUUCUCCUGGAUCUCGUUUAUCUUCUUUGACUAUGAGACUGGGACCACGAGUAGAUCUAUCAUCGACUCUUGAUGAUGUAUCUGGGAACAAGGAAGUAUCACGAUCAAACAGUGUUUCAUCCAUCACUUCAUCAUCUCAUUCAUCUCCACCUUCACUGCCGAUUCCCCUUUCGCGCUCAAGUACACUCAACGAGGGCGCAGGAGGAGGUAAUAAGUUGAAUCCUUUUGCUCCUCCAUUCCCAUUACCCAAUUCAAAUGGAGAACAACAAAAGGGAAAACCAAUUACAUCAUCAAAAAUCGAUAGAGAAGAUUCACUAGAUUGUAACAAUCAGCCACCACCUUCUUUACCUUUACCUUUACCAAAACAAAGUUUAACAUUACCUUUACCAUCUUCGUUACCUGCUAGACCGGGUCCACUACCACCCGUUUUCGUUAAAAGGGAAUCCGCAGCAUUACCUCAACCCAUGGCUUUACCUGAAGUAGCUCCACUGGGUAAAGGUUGGAUGGGCGACAAUUCUCUAUCUGGAAAUGAAAGACGUAGAAGAACAAGUCAAGUUUAUCCUCCUUCCUCUUCUCUUCAACGUGCUGACAGUCCAUCUAGAAAUGGAGGUGGAAUCAAGAUCAAAUCAGGUUCAAUCGGAGGUUCUGCACCCAAUUCAAGAAGAGGUUCAAUGGUCGAUAAUGAUUCGAACAGUCGGUCUUCUUCCCCGGCCUUCGGCAGACCAGAUAGAUUGGUUCAGUUGGGUCAGAGAUUAAGAAGUGAAAGUCAGUCAAGAAGUGAAACGAGAAAAUGGUAG